AUGAGCCAAUCCGUUGUACUCGCCUUUUUGGCUUUGCUCGUUGUCAGCAAUGUGAUGUCCUUGGACCAAGUCCUCGAUCAGCAAUGGCGAGACUUCACCCUGCAGCAUCGCAGGACCUAUCAGAAUGCAGCCGAAGAGCGCUUUCGCCUAAAAGUAUUCAGCGAGAACAGAAACUCGAUUGUAGAGCACAACCGGCGAUUCGCUGCCGGCAAAGUGAGCUUCAAGUUGGCCAUUAACGAGUAUGCAGACUUAACGAGCGAAGAGUUCAACGAGUUGAUGAAUGGCUUUAAUUACACCCAGCACAAGGAGAGCCACAUUGCCGAUGAGAGUUGGGAUGAGGUGACCUUCUUCUCACCGGAGUCCGUCAGCCUGCCCAGUUCCGUAGAUUGGCGCUCCAAGGGUGCCGUUACUCCUGUAAAGGAUCAGAAGCAAUGUGGCAGCUGCUGGGCCUUUGCCAGCACAGGAACUCUGGAGGGUCUGCAGUUCCGCAAGACCGGCAAGCUGGUCGCCCUGUCCGAGCAGAACCUGGUGGAUUGCUCCACCAACUGGGGUAAUCAUGGCUGCCAAGGUGGCUUCAUGACCAACGCUUUUAACUACAUUCGGGAUAAUGGUGGCAUUGACACGGAGGCCUCGUAUCCCUACAAGGGCAUAAAUGACAAGUGCAAGUACAACAAGGCGGCGAUCGGAGCCACUGUCAAGGGAUUCAGGAUUCUGCCCAAGGGCGAUGAGAAAAAGCUGGCCGAUGCGGUGGCCAACAUUGGACCCAUUUCGGUGGCCAUUGAUGCCUCUCGCAGCUCCUUCCAGUUCUACUCGUCGGGAGUGUACAACGAGCCAUCCUGCAAUUCGGAGAACUUGAAUCACGGCGUCACGGUUGUGGGCUACGGCUCGCAGUCCGGCAAGGACUACUGGCUGGUGAAGAACUCUUGGAGCACCAGAUGGGGCGACAAGGGCUACAUCAAGAUGCUGAGGAACGGAAAGAACCAGUGCGGCAUCUCCACCAUUCCAGUCUACCCGACGCUUUGAAGGGGAAAUCCCUUUUAAAGAUUUCAUUUUUAAAACGUUCCCUUAAAGCUUCAUUCCUUAUUUAAUUUAUUAUAUAAUCAUUUUCAAGCUGAUUGUAAAGUAAA
Messenger RNA from Drosophila serrata, 1127 nucleotides. RefSeq names its product cathepsin L1-like. Gene Ontology annotation, molecular function: cysteine-type peptidase activity. Lineage: Eukaryota; Metazoa; Arthropoda; Insecta; Diptera; Drosophilidae. Gene Ontology annotation, biological process: proteolysis. The record is from RefSeq and is a predicted model, not a curated record.